AUGGAAGACCACCUUGUGGAAGACCAUGCGGAAGACCUCCAUGCGGGAGACCCCCAUGUGGAAGAUCGCCAUGUAGAAGACCUCCAUGUGGAAAACCAUACGGGAGACCCCCAUGCAGAAGACCACCAUAUGGAAGACCUCCAUGUGGAAGAUCAUGCGGGAAACCCCCAUGCGGGAGACCACCAUGUGGAAGACCUCUAUGUGGAAGACCAUACAGAUGACCUCCAUGCGGGAUACCUUUGUAUGGAAGACCAUGCGGGAGACCUCCAUGUAGAAGACCAUGCAGAAGACUACCAUGUGAAAGAUUGCCGUGUGGAAGACCGUUAUGUAGGAGAUCUCCAUGGAGGAGAGCACCAUAUGGAAGACCUCUAUAUAGAAGACCACAAGGGAGGCCACCAUGUGGAAUACCUCCAUGUAGAAGACCAUGCCGAAGACCACCAUGUGGAAGACCACCGUGUGGAAGACUAUGCGACCGCCAUGCGGAGGACCACCAUAUAG
Molecule: messenger RNA, 498 nt
Organism: Camellia sinensis
Lineage: Eukaryota; Viridiplantae; Streptophyta; Magnoliopsida; Ericales; Theaceae
Source: RefSeq, a predicted model, not a curated record